AUGCCUCCUCCGCCGCAUCAAAAGCCCGAAAAUGUCCUAAAGAGGGCUCACGAACUCAUCGGCGUCGGUCAGGCCUCCGCGGCCUUGACCUUGCUGCAUGAGCACAUCACCAACAAGCGCUCCCGAAAUGUCCCCAUCAUGUCGCUGGAGCCCGUGAUGCUCCUCCUCGUUGAGCUUUCCGUCGAGCAAAAGAAGGGCAAGCUUGCCAAGGAUGCUCUUUACCAAUAUAAGAAUAUUUCUCAAAACACAAAUAUUGCUACCAUCGAGUUGGUCUUGAAGAAGUUCAUCGAGCUCGCUGUUGAGAAGGUCACCGCUGCCCAGCAAAAGGCCGACGAAGUUCAGGAGAGCAUUGACGCUACUGCCGGCACCUCCAACGUUGACGAUCUUGAGGCCACCGAGACCCCAGAGUCCAUCCUUCUCGCUACUGUCUCCGGUGAGCAGUCCCGAGACCGUACCGACCGAGCUAUUGUCACCCCUUGGCUCAAGUUCCUCUGGGAGGCCUACCGAACUGUUCUCGACAUUCUCCGAAACAAUGCUCGCCUCGAGAUCCUCUACCAGAGCACCGCUACUCAGGCUUUCGACUUCUGCCUCAAGUACACUCGCAAGACCGAGUUCCGCCGUCUCUGUGAGCUGCUCCGCAACCAUGUCCAGACCGCCGCCAAGUACUCUUCUCAGAUGCACGCCAUCAACCUGAGCGACCCUGAUACUCUUCAGCGACAUCUUGAGACCCGCUUCCAGCAGCUUAACGUCGCUGUCGAGCUCGAGCUCUGGCAGGAGGCUUUCCGAAGUGUUGAGGACGUCCACACUCUCCUUAACCUUAGCAAGCGACCUCCCAAGAAUGUCAUGAUGGCCAACUACUACGAGAAGCUUACCCGGAUUUUCCUUGUCGGCGAGAACUACCUCUUCCAUGCUGCUGCUUGGUCCAAGUACUACACUCUUCUCCGCCAGUCCUCCGUGCUGGUUGCCAGUGGCCAGAGCAAGAAGUCCGAUAACCCACCCGCGUCUGAUGCCGAGCUCCAGAAGGCCGCAUCUUUCGUCGUGCUUUCUGCUCUUGCCAUCCCCGUCAUCAGCACCUCCCGAUCGCGUGGUGCUAUGGUCGACUUCGAUGAGGCCAGAAAGAACAAGAACUCCCGCCUGACUCACCUCCUUGGCAUGUCUCAGGCUCCUACUCGCUCCAAGCUCUUCCGGGAUGCCCUUUCCAAGUCUCUCCUUCAGCGCGCCCGUCCUGAGAUUCGAGAGCUUUACGAGAUCCUUGAGGUUGAUUUCCACCCUCUGUCCAUUUGCCAGAAGAUCUCUCCUAUCCUGACCAAGAUUGGCGCCGAUGCUGAGAUGGAGAAGUACAUUCUCCCUCUCCAGCAGGUUAUCCUUACUCGUCUAUUCCAGCAGCUUUCUCAGGUCUACGAAACAGUCGACCUGUCCUUCGUCGAGAGCCUGGCGCAGUUCCCUGAGCCUUACCAGGUUACCCGUGGAACUAUUGAGAAGUUCAUCAUGAACGGUAACAAGAAGGGUGACCUUUCUGUCCGUAUGGCUCACGCCACUGGUGUCUUGAGUUUCGACAACGACGUGUUUUCAUCGUCCAAGGCUAGCCACAGCGGAUCCUCAGCCGGCUCUGCCGAGUCUGAGACUGGCACCGUCCAACGACUUCAGAGCACUCCCUCCGAGAUUGUUCGCUCGCAGCUCACUCGCCUUGCCAAGUCUCUUUACACUACCUGCCACUAUGUUGACCCCGGCUUCAACAAGGGCCGCAUCGAGGCUCGUGAGGCUGCUCUCGCUCGUGCCAAGGCUGGCGCUGAGCAAGAGCAUCUGGAUGUUCUUUCACGAAAGGACCUUAUCCAGAAGCGCAAGGAGGUUGCCUCUGAAAUCCAGGCCAAGAAGGAGAAAGAGAAUGCUCGCCAGAAGAGACUUCGUGAGCAAGCUCUUCAAGAGGCUGAGGAUAUGCGACUUGCAAAUGAGCAAAAGGAACGCGAAGCCAAGCGCCUCAAGGCUGAGCGUGACCGCGUCCGUAAGGAGGAACUCAAGAAGCAGAUCGCAGAACUCAACAUUGGUGACAAGGCUAUCGACGUCGAUCUGGAGGAUCUUGACAACCUUGAUAGCAACCGACUGCGUGCUAUGAAGCUGGCUCAGCUAGAACGUGAGAAGAACGACGUUAAUGAGCGCCUUCGCAUAACAGGAAAGCGUCUCGAUCAUCUUGAACGUGCCUUCCGCCAGGAGGAAGCCAAGAAGUUGUCGGAUGACUACGCCAAGCAGGUCGAAGAAGACCGCAAGAUCUACGACACUGUUAAGGCUCAGAAACUUAAGGAUGCUGAGAUCAAGCACAAGGAGAGUGUGGAGCUCAAGCACCGACUUAGCCGCCUGGUGCCUCAAUACGAGGAGUUCCGUGACUCCCUGCACGAGCGUCGUCGUGAUGAGUUUGAGAAGCGCCGUCGUGAUGCCGAGCGAGAGCUUGAGAAGCAGAUUACCCAGCGCAAGAAGGAGGUCCGCGAUCGACGUCUUCGUGAGAAGCGUGAGCGUGAAGAAAAGGAGCGUGAACUUCGCCAAGCCGAAGAGGCUGCAGCCCGUGAGAAGGAGGAGCAGCGCAUUCGCGACGAGGCUCGUAAGGAGGAGCUCGCCAAGCUCAAGGAGCAGCGAGAGAAGGAGCGCCAAGAGAUGUUGGAGAAGGCUGCCCUUCAGCAGCGACGCGAAGAGGAAGCCCUGGCCCGCCGCAAGGCAGAAAAGGCCCAACCUGCCAGCUCGUCUCGUGGACCGGAGCGCACAGAGUCAUCCGAGGCCCGGAGACCAGUCUUUGGUGCUGGCAAGUGGCGAGAACGUGAGGCUAACCGCGAGGGUGGUGAUACUCCUCCUCCCUCUUCCCGGGCAGCCCCUCCCGAGAGGUCCGAUUCCAACGAUCGACCUUCCUCUGGUGGUCCUCCCCGACUUGCCCUCUCUGGUGGCAAGCCCAGCUGGCGAGAGCGUGAGGCUGCCAGGCAAUCCGGUGGCAGCGGAGCCGAUACUGGUUCUUCGACUCCUCCUCCUCUUCGCUUUGCGCCUCGUGGCGGUGCGCCGCCCAUGGACCGAAGUGGUUCUGGCACUGAGGAGGAUCGAAAGCAGUCUCCUGCUCCCUCUGGGGAGGCUCAGCCCCCGGCACGAACAGCCGGCAAGUGGGUUCCUCCUCACAUGAGGAAGUAA
Messenger RNA from Fusarium sp. VM40, 3165 nucleotides. The record is from the annotation of a GenBank genome assembly. Lineage: Eukaryota; Fungi; Ascomycota; Sordariomycetes; Hypocreales; Nectriaceae.